AGCCCUAACCCUAACCCUAGCCAUAACCCGAACCAUAACCCUAACCCUAGCCCUAACCCUAACCAUAACCCUAGCCAUACACCUAGCCAUAACCCUAGCCAUAACCCUAACCCUAACCAUAACCCUAACCCUAACCCUAACUCUAGUCAUAACCCUAACUCUAGCCAUAACCCUAACACUAGCCAUAACCCUAACCCUAACCAUAACCCUAACCCUAGCCAUCACCAUAACCCUGACCAUAACCCUAACCCUAGCCAUAACCCUAACCCUAGCCAUAACCCUAACCCUAGCCAUAACCCUAACCCUAGCCAUAACCCUAACCCUAACCAUAACCCUAACCCUAGCCAUCACCAUAACCCUAACCAUAACCCUAGCCAUAACCCUAACCCUCGCCAUAACCCUAACCAUAACCAUAACCCUAACCCUAGCCAUAACCCUAACCAUAACCCUAGCCAUAACCCUAACCAUAACCCUAACCAUAACCCUAACACUAACCAUAACCCUAGCCAUAACUCUAACCCUAGCCAAAACCCUAACCCU
This is a messenger RNA of Oncorhynchus masou masou (cherry salmon), 540 nucleotides long. Its product is annotated as circumsporozoite protein-like. NCBI's taxonomy places the organism in Eukaryota, Metazoa, Chordata, Actinopteri, Salmoniformes, Salmonidae. The record is from RefSeq and is a predicted model, not a curated record. The annotation marks the transcript as partial. The transcript has a single exon.